Messenger RNA from Lontra canadensis (Northern American river otter), 862 nucleotides. Its product is annotated as cilia- and flagella-associated protein 251-like. Lineage: Eukaryota; Metazoa; Chordata; Mammalia; Carnivora; Mustelidae. The record is from RefSeq and is a predicted model, not a curated record. The transcript is spliced from 4 exons. The coding region runs from base 366 to 599 and encodes 77 amino acids.
AAGCAGUGGCCAGUGGAAGCUGGGGAGGUGACCGAGGGGUCCAGGUGGCAGGAGGGCCAGGCCUUUGAGGUCCUUGGAGGGCGCACUCUAGAACCCUUGGCGAGUGAAAGGAUGUGUUAGAAUCAGAGCAUUUGGAAACAAAUGAGCCUUUAAGAGACUUGAGCUCAAAAGGAAAAUUUCUUGAUUUGGAUCAAAGUGGUUCCGAGGAACCAGAGAUUAGUUUCCCUGAAACACAGCCCUCAAGUGAGCUUGGGGAGAAAAUUGACCAGAUGCCUCAGGAUGAACUGGGACGGGAAAGGAGAGAGGAAAAAAGAUGAUCAGACUUAAGUGAGCGAGGAGAGGAAGAAUUCCAGUCCAAAGCAGAGAUGCCGGAGAAAUCACUGGUGUCUACCAGCGAGGACAUAUUGUUUCGAAAGGAUGACCGCGCCAACGUGUAUCCUUUGACCAUGACUUGGUCUUUUGGAUGGAAGAGUUCUCUUCCUGUUUACUACAUUCGAGAUGAAAACCAGAGAGUUCUUCUGUACAUCUGUGCUGACACUGCGUUCAUCUAUGAUGUCUUCAAGAAUACUCAGCACCAUCUUCAGUUUCUGGGCCUGUAGUCAUGAACAAAACAUGGAAAUUAUAGUCUCAUAAAUACACAAUUACGAAUUACAACAAACACUCCAAAGGAAAUGUGGGCUGCUGCAGGAGAGAGAUCAGGAGUGAGAGAUGGCCCUCCAGUUGGUUGUGCUGGCAGACGUGCCCUUUGUGCCGAGAUCUGACUGACUGAGGAGAAUGAACCAACCAGGGGCAGUUUGGGGAGGAGCAGUCCAGACCCAGGGAGCUCCAGGUUUGCAGGCCUGCCCAAGGGGCCCAGAAAGAA